UACAACAAAACCUCUAUCUUUAACGUAAUAUGACAAUUCAUGUCCCACACCUGGAAUAAAGAUGUCGCAGAACAAUAACGGUGUAAAAGCUCACGACAAUGCAGCAUACACAGCGUCCGCUGAUGAUGUUAACGUUAUAGUUACAAAGGAUAAACUGCCUCCAAAAACUGACACUUCAACAGUGGAAUCAAAAUGGGGAUGUUGUUCGUUCAAACCAAGGUGUCUCCAAGGCUUAAACAGAAUGUCACUGUUUACAUUAUUUGUAUGUGUAAUGUGUUUCCUAGAAGGUUUUGCAGUAAACGGUGUCGCCAAUGCAGCGAUUCCAGCCAUAGAAAGACAGUUCAAACUACCAUCCACAAAGUCUGCGCUGAUUCCAAGUUCACAAGAUAUUGGAGCAUUAGUUGUAGUGUUGUUUGUCAGUUUUAUUGGUGGUCGAUAUAAUAAAGCUUCAUGGGUAGCUUCCGGGUCACUCAUUAUGGCUGUUGGAUCCUUUUUAUUUAUGGUUCCACACUUUUUAGAAAAAUAUGUUUAUCCAGAAUCCACAACACAGGCAUCCUAUAACUGUUCAAUAAGCAACCCUCCGUCUGGAGAUUGUGACGUAGGAGGAGAAAAGUAUCUUGUCGUAUUUAUGGCAGCACAGAUCGUACACGGAUUUGGUUUUACUCCGAUGUUCACCCUUGGAACAGCUUACAUAGACGAAAAUGAAGAGCAUUCCUUAGCUGCGGUAUAUAUUGGCUUGACCUAUGCACUGACAGCCAUUGGUGUUGCUGCAGGAUUUUUCGUCGGUGGGGAAUUUAGUCAAAACUAUUUUGUGGAUUUUGAUAGGGUAGAUCAAGACAGUCUAGGAUUUGAUGCUACAGAUAGCAGAUGGAUCGGAGCAUGGUGGCUUGGCUUUAUCAUAGCCAUAGUUGGAUUCAUUGUUAUAGCCAUUCCCAUUUACGGAUAUCCAAAAUAUCUACCAGGAAAAGAAAAAUCCACAGAACCGGAAUCAAAACAUGAGAAACCAUCAACCGAAAACAUUUUUAAACAGUUCUUUGUUUCAUUUAUAGAUCUGAUAAAGAAUCCCACCUUUAUGAUGCUAACAUUUGCAGGAAGUACGAACACACUAAUCAUUUCUGGCGUUGGAGCAUUUUCUUUCAAAUUCUUAAUGGAACAGUAUAACAUUCAGUUUGACAUUGCAGGUUUUCUGAUUGGGGGAUUAAUAUUAGUCGGAUCGGUUGGAAUGUUUGGUGGUGGUUUAUUAAUCAGAAUGUGUGGACUCGGUAUCAAGGGAAUGCUGAACAUGUGUUUCAUAUCGUCAUUUUUGUCUGGUGUUCUUGGAAUAGCUUUUAUCGCAGGUUGUCCCGAAGUAAAGCUUGCUGGUUUAGAGGUUCCAUAUCCAAAUAAAAUAAAUACAUUAGCUGGUUAUACAGACGUUUGUCAAGGAUCUUGUCAGUGCCAGUAUGAAGGUCUUUCAUUAGUCUGUGGGAAAGAUAACAUUGUAUAUCACUCACCGUGUCAUGCAGGAUGUACAACACAAUCAGGACAGAUGACAUAUCAUAACUGCAGUUGUGUAGCAGCUAGUUUAAAUAUUCCAACAGACCACGCUAAUGCUAUGGUUAGCGCCGGACGAUGUGAAGAUGGAUGUGACAAGUUAUAUAUAGUAGCACCAUUAAUGUUUAUAUCAAUGAUAUGUGUACUUACCAGUGUUACUCCAAAUUCCAUGGCUGUCAUGCGAGUUGUCAAAGAUGAACAACGACCAUUUGCUUUGGGAGUACAGUGGGUUUUUAUUCGUCUGUUAGGGACAAUACCCGGACCUUUUCUAGUUGGUUGGGCUAUUGACAACGCAUGCUUAAUAUUUCUAGAAGGAUCAUGUGGUAAUCAAGGAAAUUGUUUAUUGUACAGUCACGAUUCAAUGGCGUUAGGUGUUAUGGUGUGGUGGCUAGUUGUUUCUCUAGUUUCAGCAAUGUUUUACUUGCUAGCCAUAUUCUUUCAGUGUUGUAGAAGUGAAAAAGGCUCUUUUGAUUUGACUAUAAAAUAAUGAACAUUUGAUUUGAUUUGAUCAGUAUUUUUAGUGAUGACAUUUUUUAUUCGGGUAUUAUCAUUCGCGCUCAUCUUUUUUAUACAAAUGUACACAAAUUAGAGUAGAGUAAAUUUUGCUAUAUUUUUAUUUUAAAAGAAUUGAACUUUUAAAUGCUUUUUAAAAUUUUUGAUAAAGAUGCCCGAAUUGUAUUUCAUUGUAUUCCAUUGCGUUUUAUUCAUUUUUUAUUAAAACUCAGUUGUUUAAAGUAAAUUAUAUACCUUUCUCACUCUUUUAUAAAUUUGAUGUUGUUAAUAAUAAAAUUUGAAUGAUGUAAGUGAUUUGUAUAAAAUUAGUAUAUAUAGUAUUAUAACUGAUAUACUACAUGUACUAGGAAAUGAUUAACUUUUAAUAGAAAGUAAAAUAACAAAAACUCCGAACUCUAAGGAAAAUUACAAAUGGAAAGUCCCUUAUCAAAUGGCAAAACCAAAGGCUCAAACACAUCAAACAAAUGAAAAAAAAUUUCCUGACUUGGUACAGGCAUUGGUAAAACGUGAGAAUGACAGUAGGGUAAAUUGUGUGACAUGUAUAGGAUUUUUUUUUUCUAAAUUGUGUUCAUUGUAUACACCAUUUAAUGGGAGCUUGGCUUUGAUUUAAAACCAUAUCCACAACCUUACUUGUCUUGCUCAGUUUAACCCAAAACACGAAUCAAGAAAUAAAUAUAUUGUUGUCAUCAUGAUUUUCGAAACCACUUUAUUAUUUUUAUUCUCAUCAGAUAUCUUAUGUCUAUCAUAUAUUGUUUUCAUGCCGUCUCUCAUAACAAUUUCAGCCAUGCCCCUUAGUUAAAAAAAUAUGUAUUUAUAAAUCAUUAUUAGAUGUAUUUCUUUGUAAAUUAUAUUCAUGUUGUACGUUUUGAAACUUGUAAAUGAUAAAAUGUAUAAAUGAUUUAUUCUUCAUAUUCAAUCAUUCACAGAAAACUUGCACGAAAUACCCGAAGGAUUACUUUAAAACAUCUGUAAUCAUUAAUUUUCAAUUCUAAUGUUGUAAAUUAUUUCAGUGAAUGAUUUUUAAGGCUGAUGUAUGCAAGCUUUACGUAACUUUUUGAUAAUCUCCAAAAUCAUUUAUAAAUUUUAUUCAAAUGUUGGUCUCGUUUAUAUAGUAAUGCAAGAAAAGAUUCAUGUUGAUUUCAUGCCGCCAGAAAUCUCCAUAUAACUGUUGUAUCAUUAUAUUGUAGCUGUUUAAUUGUAUAACUGUUCAUGUAUCAAAUUGAAUUCAGGCAAAUGAAUACUUAUAAUACAUGUAUGUUUGUUGAUUUUCCUGAGUAUAUAUUUUAUAAUGUCUUUAAUUAAUGUUUGUUAGCAUUGCAUUUUUUAUAUUUGUAAGCAUUGUCUUUCUGUGUAUGUCUUGGUAAUAUAAUAGAUCAAAUAUUUGAAUAUUUUACCAAAAAAGGACUUAAUUUGAUUUGUAUGAACACUAUCAACUUCAAUAUAUCUUGGAAGCUUUAUUGUAUUAUAUUACUGUGAAUUCUAAUUUUUAAGCUUCAACUACCUUUUUAACAGUAACAGUCUUUACAAAUAUGUACAGAUACUACAUUUAUUAAACAUGCACAACAAAUCGGGCCUUAUAUUAUGAUAAUAUGAAUUAUUUCUAACUAGCUAGGUAAUUCAAGCUGGUUCCAUUAAAUAUGGAAUUACCAUUGAUAUUUACGGUUUUGCUAAUUACAGGUUGUACUUUAUAAAUACAGCUGUUUCUCAAACCACGCCUCUUUUGGGGAGAUAUAGAAUAUUCAUAGAUAAUUAAUUUUGUUUACAAACUGGAUCCCAGUUAUGAUCUCUAUGUUUCAUCUCAUAGAGACAUAACUUGGGAAUGUUACCAGUAAAUAUACUUAUACAUAUUGUUUAUAUUGAAAUCUGUGGAAAUCCUGCUGUUAAGGUAGGGAUAGUUAAGAAAUUUAGUGUUAGUUUAAACUCUUAGAAGUUCGGGGCAUAUAAAUGUUUAAAAUAUGCCACACAGCCCUAUAUUUUGACCUUUGAAAAAAAUAGUAGUGCAUAUGAACUUUCCAUUCUAGGAUAUGAUUUUUUUCAAAACUUCAUAGUAAAAGUGGUACAGUUUUAGCCGUAAAAGGAGUUCCUAUGGGAAAAUGCAUUGUCAAUAUUUACAGAAAUGCAACCUAUAUUGGGUGAAAAAAGAGAACAUACAGAAUUUAUCCAAAUUUGGUUUAUCUCACAGAUUUUAAUGAAAUUGACUCAAAUAUGAAGUUUUAUAAAUAUUUCAUGAAGAUUGAGAAAAUCCUGGACCUUCGCUAUGAUGACUCAGCAUAAAUUCACAGUUUACAGUAUGCAUAGUUUACAUAAAGCCCUGAAUGCAAAAUAAAAUCAUAAUAUAUGCAUA
This is a messenger RNA of Mytilus californianus (California mussel), 4390 nucleotides long. Its product is annotated as solute carrier organic anion transporter family member 4A1-like. The transcript is spliced from 14 exons. Bases 62 to 2020 code for a protein of 652 amino acids. The record is from RefSeq and is a predicted model, not a curated record. Lineage: Eukaryota; Metazoa; Mollusca; Bivalvia; Mytilida; Mytilidae. Gene Ontology annotation, biological process: transmembrane transport; sodium-independent organic anion transport. Gene Ontology annotation, cellular component: membrane. Gene Ontology annotation, molecular function: protein binding.